Molecule: messenger RNA, 6112 nt
Organism: Chiloscyllium plagiosum (whitespotted bambooshark)
Lineage: Eukaryota; Metazoa; Chordata; Chondrichthyes; Orectolobiformes; Hemiscylliidae
Source: RefSeq, a predicted model, not a curated record
UAUAGCCUCCUUUUAUAGUGUUGUGAUGGACUUCACAAUGUGAAAUGUUUACUGCUCAAAACUGUACUUUGUGUUGAUAUGCCUGAUGCUAUUCCCAUGGCGUUCCAGGGUUCAAAAAAUAUGGACCACUGCUUGACCUCUGCAGCCUAUUCACAGGCAUUUGAAGCGAAGUCGGAGUUGGUGUAUCAGAAUUUGACAGAGCUGAGGCAGGAGCUCACAGAGGAACCAUCUUGUCUCAGCGAUAACUUGAUCAGUCACCUGGAAGAAUGGGAAACGCAUACUGACCAAGCAACUGGACAGCCCUUCUACUACAACGUGGUGACUGGAGAGACUACCUGGGACUCCCCAUUUGAUAGCCCAGACGGGAAGGAACCACAAACCCCACGUUCCCGCACUUCCAGUACAAGCAAUCCCUUUGUGGAAUGGGAAUCGCAUCUUGAUGAAAUCAGUGGGCAGACCUACUACUACAAUCCUGUAACUGGAGAGACUACGUGGGAACGACCAGAACAGCUGGAGGAAGAUACGGCAGAGAGCAUGGAUAAUCUCCGGGACCAGAGGCCUCCUACUCCAGAAGAGGAUUACCCAGAAUUCAUUGAGGAGAGCCCUCCAGCUCACAUUGGGUCAUACUUAGGUCAUCGGCGGCAGCCAUCAGCCUGGUCACAGGAUGAGUACAGCGAGCCACAGUCACCAGUGGACUCACCAUUAUACCAACCGAUAGAACCACAGACUCCCCCAGGCUGGUCCUCUGAGCUGGACCAAGAUGGACAGCUGCUUUAUACCAGUGAAGUUACGCAAGAAAAAUGGAUAAGGCAUGUUGACAGCAAUGGCAAGUUCUAUUACUAUAAUCCAGAAGGAGCCAAAUCUGAGUGGGAACUUCCUCAGUAUGGAACUCCCUCCAGUCAACUCAAUGCAGGGAAUGGAGUGGAUCAAGAGGGAAAUUUUGUUUUCUCAAACUGGCGCCAUGGCGUUGCUCCGAAGCCAGUUCUAUCAGUGCGUUACAAUACAGAGGAGAAGGGACCAAUAGUUAUGCACAGGCGAAAUGCGUCUGAUUACAGUGCCGAACUCGCACUUGGGAACCGUGCUGAUAUCCUGCUUCCCCACUCUCAGUCGUUGGAUAAAGCUGGAAUUCUAAACAAAGCCAAGGUGGCAGAUAAUGGCAAGCGUAUGAGGAAGAACUGGGCAUCCUCAUGGACUGUGCUGCAGGGUGGAAUUCUGACCUUUUAUAAAGAUCCCAAGAGUCAGUCCGCAGGCACACUGAAACAAGGUGCUGGCCAAUUUGUAUCUGAAUAUACGGUUGAACUGAAAGGAGCGAGUAUCGGCUGGGCAGCAAAGGACAAAUCGAGCAAAAAGAAUGUUUUAGAGUUGAAAACCCGAAGAGGCUCAGAGUACCUCAUACAGUACGAUACCGAGUCUGUCAUCGGGGACUGGUAUAAGACAAUCAGUGAAAGUAUCAAUCACCAGGUGGAUACUAUCAGCACAGAUGAUGUUGAUGCUGAUGUAACUGGACCAGAGAAAUAUAACAGCAAAGACAAGGAUGAGAAGAGGAUUCGUGGGGUUCCCAGAAGUACCUCGGUCAGCAGUACUGAAACCACAGAUCACAAGAAAGUCAAGAUCAAAUUGAAAAGAUUCUUGCAGCGGAGACCAACACUGCAAAGUGUGAGGGAAAAGGGUUAUAUCCAAGAUCAAGUAUUUGGCUGCUGUUUGGCAGACCUGUGCCAAAGGGAAAACACCACAGUGCCACAUUUUGUGAUGCAGUGCAUUCAAGCUGUGGAGAAACGAGGUUUGGACAUUGAUGGCUUGUACAGAGUCAGUGGGAAUCUGGCGAUCAUACAGAAGCUACGUUACAAAGUCAAUCAUGAAGAAAGUGUGAACCUGGAGGAAGGCCCAUGGGAUGAUGUCCAUGUUAUCACUGGGGCCCUGAAACUCUUCUUCCGAGAACUGCCUGAGCCACUUUUCCCAUUUAACUACUUUGAGAGUUUUAUCAAUGCAAUGAAAUUAGGAGAUCCUGGACAGCGUUUGACAUACAUCAAAGAUUUAAUCCAUUCACUCCCUGUGUCCAACCAUGAUACCAUGCAAGUUCUCUUCAAACAUUUGUGCAAUGUGAUAGACUACCGCAACCAGAAUCGGAUGAGUUCCCAGAGUAUGGCGAUUGUGUUUGGCCCCACCCUCCUGCGACCAGAGACAGAGACAGGAAACAUCGCAGUCCACAUGGUCUACCAGAACCAGAUUGUAGAGUUCAUUCUUAAUCAAUACCGAAACCUUUUUAAUGAAAGCCAGGAAUUGACCAUUUUUAGAUGAGCAACAGAAUGGGGCAGUGUAGCCUAACAGAGGACUGGUGUGUGUAUGUAUGUGUGCGUGUGAGUGCAUUCCUAGAGUAAUAAGGAGUUAGAUGUGUCUGCAUGCAUUUGACCUAGCAGACAUAGCCUUAUGCAAAAAGAAGAAAGGCUGUUUCUCAGGACCUGGUCUGACUCAACUUCAUGUUUAUAGAUGGAGAAGCAUUAUUCCAAAUGGGUCACAUUCUGGGUGGACAGUGUCUUGAGCCCUGAGGCACAGUACAAAUGAGCCUUCUCAUCUGAUUGACAACUUUGCUUUGCUGCUGUGCCUGUGGUUUUUGUUUUCAAUAUUCCGAGAUCCUUAUGUCUGGAUCCAGCCAAGGUGCUGUGCUUAUUUCAACUCGCGCCUGGAAAUGAUUUUUGGAGAAAGUCUUUCUAGCUGCUGCUUUCACUGUGUGGCUCAUGGUAGUCCUUGGGAUUCUGCCCAGCAAGAUUAAUUUGUUAUGAAUCAGCACACAGCACUUUAAAGUGUGCUUUUCUCUCUCUCUCUAUUCUGAGGCAUUUUUACAUGUGAUCUGAAAUCAGUAAUAAGAACUGGAUCUAACUUCCCAAGGUAUUGGAUGUUCAUGUUUAUGUAUUGCUAUUUAUUGAUAUUGUGUAUAAUGAUUGAUUGUGCAGUUUAUGAAAGCACAUUGAAUUGGGAAAAUUGUAACACUGGAGAUUAUAUCACACAUGAGUAACUGAAACCUGUGGGAGAAAGUCAUAUUGAAAAUGAUUUAUCCGGGCUGUUAAGUCAGAUAGUCAAGCAAGCUAGGGUUAUAAUGCUGGAGUUGAACUGAAUACACUGUGUUCUUACAGCAAUGUAAUAGUGUAGUUUCCUCUAACACUUCAAAGAAACUGUUUUACUCAAAAAGGACAUUCUGACGAUGGAUAGUACAAUUGUGGUAGGUAGUGUGAGGUGGAGUUUAGAGGAGUUAGAAUGUGCACUUUAGCGAAUUAUGAAGAGUCAUUCCACUGUGUAGUUUAUUUACUGUACAACUCCUGAUGUUCUCAGAUUACUUGAUGAUCAAGUAAUUUUUUUUUCCCAACUUGAAAACCGAGAUAAAAGGCCCAUUGUGCAGGAUACCAAUAAAGUUCGAGAAGAGUGGGAGGUCGAAUGAGGUAAAUGAAGUAGUGGUAAAGCAGUGUCAGGUUUAAUAUAAUACAUUACAGGAAAGGGAAGAGUGAGAAAGUAUGGAAUUGACGCUUUCCAAGAAAAGAAUUGGAAAAAAAUGAGUUUGAAGUAGCAGUCGCAUCUUUCUAGAUUCCAUUUCUUUUUCACCAUUUAAAAUAAUACCAAUGUGAAAGGAAAUUUUACUCUCCAGAAUAAUUGGAGUUGACUUUCUGACUUUGCAAUUCCAAUGAGGAACCCCUCACUAACCAUGAAAUUGUGGAGACUUUGUCUCUGAUGUUCCAAGUAUUAAAGGUAGAACAAACUUGGAAUGUUGCAAAUGUCUGAAGCUGGAUCUAGUUAGAGAUUUGGCCAGAAGGGAUCAGCAUUGCUAUGGAGCACAGUAUUGAGGUGCACACAACAUCUGGAAGCUUGCUUAUGCAGAAAGCAAUUAUCAACAAUCUUAGGAAAGGCACAAAAAAGUUGAAGAAUGCAAAUGAACUUAAGGAAGCAAUAGGGAGAAGGAUGCAAAUCGACUUGAAGCAGAUGAUUCCCCUUGUGAGGAAAUCUAGAAUGAGAGGUAAUGGUUUUAGGACAAGGAGUAGCAGAUUGAGUACACAGAUGAGGAAGAAUGGCUUUUUCUAAAUUGUUGUGAAUUUGUGGAAUUCCCCACCCCAGUGCACAGUGGAUGCUGGGACACUGGAUAAAUUUGACGAGGAGGUAGAUAGAACUUUAAUUAGUAACAAUUAAAGAAUAAUGGGAAGCGUGCAGAAGAGUGAAGUUGAGGCUGAGAUAAGAUCGUAUCAAAUGGUGGAGCAGGCUCGGGUUGCCAAUUCCUGCUCCUAGUUCUUAUGUAUGUUUGUAAGAAUUAUUGAAAUACAGAGCAAGCUGGAAUGAUGGAUGACUUUUUGAGAGUUCUGAGACAGUAAUAUGGAAUAGUUGUGCCCAGUGGCAGGAGGAUUAGUAACCAGACGAUGCAGAUUUCAGAUAAUCAGCAAAAGAUUCAGAGGGGAGAUGACGUGCAACUUUUUUUUUAUUUCAAUAGGUUGUGAUCUGGAGAAAGCGGUUGAAUCAGAUUCAGUAAUGAUUUUAAAUGGACAAAUGGAGAUAUACUCAAAUAUCUGUAGAAUGAACAGCUUAGUAGAUUGCUCUGUCAAAAAGCCAGAAUGGGUCCAGUGGGGCUGAAUGGCCUUUUUGUUGUGUUGAAAGAUUCAGCAAUUCUCUGCAGGGUUUGACUUAAGCUCAAUGUUGCCACUAGAAAUAAGGGGAUGGAAAACAUUGUGGGCAAAUGUACCAUGUGUGGUAUAACCUACAGAAAAUGUUGCAGUGCAGCAACAACAAUGUGACAUUCACAACCGUGUGAUCCAGUCAGACACGUCAGAGUUUAUAAAUAUUAGUUGCCCUAGCAGUCUUAAUUCAGAUUCAUUGGCAUGUCAGUUUCACUCUAGAUUUAUAAAAAAUGUCUGUUUAAGAAUCUGUUUAAUUGAAGUCUCCAUUGCAACCCCAAAUAUUAAAAUCCUCUGGGACAGUGGGUGAGCUCAUCAUGUGACCUUCCAUUGAAUCCGAGAGACCAAGUAGGUCACAUAAUGGGAGACAGCAUCAUUGAUCUUUCCUUCAUGGAGAAGAGGUGCUAGGCCUCAGGCAUCAGUGUCCCCACAGAGGUGGGAAUAAACUAGAGAAGUAUAGAGAUGUAUGUGGUGUCAGAGAGGUGGUGAUGAAACAUUUUACCUAGCCUGUGAAAGCACUGCAUGAUGAGGCCCAAACUCCCACACUGUAAUAUUAGAAAUUGAUAUUCAAUAUAGCCACUGUCUCUAAGAGCACUGAAAAUUCCUCAACAUAUUUUAUUAUCAAUAUUUCAGGACUCAACUAUGUCAGUAUUUCUUAGUCCACAAUGUUCAUUUGGUGAACUACCAAUCCCAUUCAGAAUUUCUGGAAGAAAUGCAAACUAUUUGUGAGGUUCUCACUGGGGAGAUGAAAGCCAAAACUGAUAGCAGAGAUUGGCAGACUUUGGUGAUCUACCUUCCAAUAUCCUCCACUAGCACCAUCCCCCUCUGGUAUACAACUGAGCAGCAAUGGCCGAGUCCAUGAAGACAGUUGUAGUCACUCUCGGGCAGUAUCCAGAGAACGCUCCUAAGAAAAAGGGUAAGGAGAGACAUUGAAAUUGAUUACAGUGUUAAGUGGUGAUUCAUUUACUGGAUUGUAAUCUUCACAAGUCUGCUGUUUGAUCUGGGAGUAUCCCUUUGCAAACUUCCGACCUCCAAUAUAAUCUCAUGACUCACCAUAUACAUAAGAACCUCUGAGGCAUUUUGUGAUGGUAGAUGUUAUGGAAAUGUACUAUAACACAAAAAUACAUUCUUUGGGAAGGAGCCAGAAAUUUGCAUGACACCACCCUGAGUUAAAAUUAACAUUUAAUUGAUUGAAAGUAUACUCUCUGGUGGACAAAGGGUGUAAGUUAUUGAUUUGGACGUCUACAUGAUGACAGGGUGGAAAACUACAAAAAUUAUAUUUACUCUGAGAGGUUUGUCAGUAGAUUGCCUUUCUCUUUUCCACAACUCAUUUCAGUUAACUGGCAAUCUUCAAUCCCAUAUUGUUCCUAUACAAUGUGAAGUUCAGUCUUAGUGAGUUUUGAGAAAAUUUGUAGCUCAGGUUGAGGUUCUGGAUGUAAGUUUGCUUGCUAAGCUGGAAGGUU